Nymphalis io (European peacock) is the source of this 1285-nucleotide messenger RNA. RefSeq names its product gastrula zinc finger protein XlCGF17.1-like. The record is from RefSeq and is a predicted model, not a curated record. Lineage: Eukaryota; Metazoa; Arthropoda; Insecta; Lepidoptera; Nymphalidae. The coding region runs from base 100 to 1215 and encodes 371 amino acids. Gene Ontology annotation, biological process: regulation of transcription by RNA polymerase II. Gene Ontology annotation, cellular component: chromosome; nucleus. Gene Ontology annotation, molecular function: chromatin insulator sequence binding; zinc ion binding. The transcript has a single exon.
CAAAACGUCAAAAAAAUUGUUAUGAAAAUAAUUGCAAAAAUUGAAUUGAAAAUAACUUUUUUCUAUAUAUAUUUAUAUAGGCAUAUUUAAGCAAUCAAAAUGGUAGGACAUCUCAUGUUGCUAAAAAUAUUACAUUACAAAUUACAUGGCAAAAAAAGAACGAGAAAUAAUGAAAAGUUAGAAAUUAGUAAUAGUUCUUCAGAAACAAAGGUACCAUUUAUUAAAAAGGAAAUUAACUAUGUUGAUGAUAUGCAAACUACUUGUAGAGUUUGCUUAAAAGAAGGAGACAUUCCUAUUUAUGGUAACGAGAUAGCAGAAGAUAUUUCAAAAGACCUUUGCACGUUUGGAGAAAUUGAAGUCUCUGCUGACGAUAAUUAUCCUAAAUUUAUCUGCCAAGCCUGCAAUGUACUCCUGCAAAAUGCAUUAUUACUUAGAAAAACAGCACAACAGUCGGACAAGAUUCUACGUCAGCCACAUGAAAAUGACAACGACGACAAUUUAAUGAGAAACGACGAUUUUAGCUGCUUCGAGGAAAAUGGGGCUAAAAAUCAAUCAAGUGAAUACUAUUGCAGAAAAUGUGACUUAAAUUUUAAUACUUUUGAAGAAUACAGUGGACAUAGGCUAUCGGAUGAACAUGAAAACAUGCGACAAACAUGUCCGAUUUGCAAGAAUUCCUAUGCUACAUUAUAUUUUAGAAGGCAUAUGGCUCUACAUAAGGUAGAUACACCAUACAUGUGUGAUAUAUGUGGAAAGAAAUUUAUUGUUCAAGGUCAGUUUACAAGACAUCGAAUGACUCAUUUCUAUAAUCUUCCGUUUGAAUGUUCAUUGUGUCCUUAUAGGGGGAGGUUUAAAGAGUCCUUGAAAAUGCACAUGCGCUCCCACACUGGAGAGAAGCCGUACCAAUGCAGUCAGUGUCCAGCUCGUUUUGUUAACAAAAGUAAUCUUAACAAACACUUGCUCACUCAUAAAGGGGACCAUGAUUUCAAAUGUGAAUCAUGCGGAAGAGGGUUUUAUACCAAAAGAGAUUUGGAUUUGCAUUUCAAAGUAGAUCAUACUGGCAUAAAAGACCAUGUGUGCAAUAUAUGUGGGAAAGCAUUUGGGUAUAGGAAACAGAUGAUGAAACAUCAGCUUAAAGUUCAUAAAAGGGAGAAAUUUAGAAGUGGACGUAUGCCUCUAUAUUUGCAGUAUGAGUCUAAAAAAGACUUGCCUGAAUGAUUUAAUUAAUAAGUUAUAUUUUAUAUAGUAAACGUAGAACUAUACUAGCCGAGGAUUUAUAUUCAUUAUU